Amoebophrya sp. A25 is the source of this 3489-nucleotide messenger RNA. The record is from the annotation of a GenBank genome assembly. Lineage: Eukaryota; Dinophyceae; Syndiniales; Amoebophryaceae.
GGAAAGGUGGCGAGACUGCAGCUCUUCGGCGAGUGCGCGAUUACAUUUGGGACACGCACUCCCUCUCCAUCGAUUACGUUGGCGCCACUAUGACAAUGGAUGCGUCUAAAUCAGUAACGCAUCCUCGAGCGAUGUUCAAAAUUUCUCCCUAUCUCGCUCAUGGGUGCGUUUCUCCUCGGUACCUCUACUGGGAAGUGAAGCGGUACGAGAAAGCGUAUCCCAGCAGAAAGAACAAAUCUACAGGUUGGAUCAUCCACGAGCUCAUCUGGCGAGACUUCGUUCGUUUUGGCAGCAUGUACUUCGGCGAUAGCAUCUUCAAGAUCGGUGGUCCACAGAACAUCAUCGUUUCGCAGGGAACCAACGGAUGGGAUUGGCGGACUCCGUAUGAGAUACGAGAGAAGAAAUCGCAGACCAAUUCGACGUCGUCAUUCUCCGGCAAGAACACCAACGAGAAAAACUCCGAUGCUCAUCAGCCCAGUGGAAAGGAGAUAGUUGCCGCGAAGACUGACUUUCAUCGUUGGGUUGCUGGUACUACGGGAUUGCCCUUCGUCGAUAGCUUCAUGCGCGAACUGCUCCAUUCGGGCUACUGCAAUCACAUGGGUCGCGAGACCGCCGGCUGGUUUCUUGCAGGCGACCUAGGGAUCGACUGGAGAUGUGGAGCCGAAUGGUUCGAGUCAAAACUCCUCGAUUACGAACCGACCGCCAAUUGGUUUAAUUGGACGUAUCGAUGUCUCACCGUCGCAGGCCGCGGUCACUCCGAAGAUUAUGCGGACAUCAAGAGGAACAUUCCUGCGGCGCUCCGUGUAGACGGUACUUUGCAGACCAUGGAGCUGUUGAUCUGGUAUGUAACGUCACUUGUUCUUGUCUUCUGCAUUAAAAAUCAAAUCUAAUAAUAUUCGAAAAAUACUUAACUAACGAAGUUGCUUCGUACUGGAUUUGGUUAAAAAGCAGUAGAGUGAGGGAGGUCGUUCAUAUCUUGGGCACGCAGCACGAUCCUGAGUCUGUUUUUAUGCAACGCUGGAUACCUGAGCUAAGCGCCCUCGAAGGUCAUCCAGAAGGACCGAUUGUCAUUCGGGAGCCGUGGCGGCUGGGGCUCCCAGAGGCUGGCAUGUGGGGCGGUCGACGUGCUCGACAUGCAAAUCAAGUUCAAAGCUCGUCGACGUUAACGCAGGAGCUGCAAACAGUUCAUCGUGCCGGUAGGCCGGGUCCGUUUCUGAAGGACAAGGAGCUUCUUCGAGGAGAAAGUCGAAACCCAAAUAAAACGGGUGAGCAAGCCUCGACAUCUUCUAAAAAGACCGCCGCUGCAUCUUCGACAAAAAACGCAGCUAAUGUUAAAGGAAGAGAUGCUCCAAGGAAGAAACCAGUCAAAGAGCGCAUAAAGCGAGGCCUGCGACCGGUAGGCGUCGGAAAAGACAAAAUUGAAGUUAAGCGCAGCAACCUUGAGAAACUCCAAAAGAAAACCGACUGGCUUUAUUCAGAAGGCGAUUGCGCUAUCGCGUUGUGGCGCGUGUGGGAGGACGUCGAUCUCGCUGCAGAUCUCCUCCUCGAGGAGUGGGAACAGUCUGAAGAGGGUCAAGCGUGGGCGCAAUGGCAAGCGCCCGGCCUCAACGACGAUAGAAAUAGUGCAGACGAAGAUCUUGCCAAGGCAAUCGCGUUGUCCUUCGAAACUGCUUCUUCCGGAGGUGUUGUAGAAAAUACAACUGCGUCUAGCACCCUUCCUGCUACUGCUUCAGCAAGCAGCACGGCGCAUCAUCAAAACGACGAUGAGGACGCUGAUUUGGCGCGAGCAUUGGCACUGUCCAUUGAAACAAAUGAAAAUGUCACGACCGUCGAGACGACCGAUCAGGCACUACGCGGCUCCGCUUCAAAAGAAGAUGAUAAUCCGAGGUUCGGUUCUUUUACGUAUGGAGUCUCUUAUCCAUUUCCGAUCAUACAGCCUGUUUCGCGAAGUGACGCACUGGACUGCGAGUGGUACGCCCGUGAGGCGCAGCAAAAGAGAAUCCAGCAGAACGAGAAAAUGAGAGUAACUCUGUUAGCCAACAAGGGGUCACGAGAUCGAGAAGCGGCCGUUCGCAGCAAGAAGUGGUCCGAUGCUCCUGCUGCAUCAUCGGGGUCCAAUGUUGGCAGUACUAGCAAUGAAGGAGAGACGCAUCGUAGAAGCCACUUCGGCGAGAAAGGUGGAGCAAAAACUCGAGAAGCAGGUACGUCUCUUUCCGGGAUGAAGGAGCAUUCAACGCCUGGUGGAGGAAAUAGUGCAAUGAAUGGUUCCGCGGAGAAGCAAAACAAGAAGCGGGGGCGUUGGAACAAAAAGACAAACGAAGAAUGAAAUGCCAUUCUUCAUAAAUCCCCAAAUACCAUCGUCCUACUCAUCCAGGACGCAGGCAUAGCCUCUACCUGCGAUCCAGGAUUGGAUAUGGAUCGUAUGAACAGACCACUCGUCUGGCUUUGACCUGCGUAGGCGCUACAGCAUUACCGCGAGUAAGGGAUGCUGAUUACGAUAAUGUGGAUCUUCCGCCCGUGUUCGUGCUGGUCCUGGGAGAAGCUACUGAAAAUGCUGGGCAGGUCCCUCAUCUAGGCUUUUCGUUGGCAGCUCUGUGAUUGUGAAUUAUUCUAGACGCAUGUUUCAGCAAAAAAAUGCGGACCUGCCGAGAGACUGACGAUCCCUCUCAAGGAGAUAACCACUCAAGUUAAAUAGUCGCAGACUGACAUACGCAUAACUCACAUUUUAUUCUGUUUCUGUGUCUCCUACCUCCUAGUAAUGGAAAUGUACUACCUAGUAGAUGUUUCAACAUCUACAUCAGAUGCAAAUGCAAAUGUUGGAUGGAAUCAAAAAGAACAAUUAUAGUAGCGAGCGCAGCCGCCACGUCUGACGCCUCCAGUAACGAAACAGAGGGAGAGGAGUAGCGACCGCUGUGGUAAAGCCAUCGCUGCCUGCUACGAUAGGAUAGGGCGGGGCCGAGCUAGGUGGAGGCGAAGACAGAACAAGGGGGAGGCAAGUAAACGCGUGGCGACAAAGAGAACGAAGACAGGACGAAAGCACAAAGCAAGAAGAAAGUCGAACGAAGCACGCAAGUACGAACGUCAAGCAGACCCACCCCGAAAGCCUCGCGCCGACAGAAAGCGACCGAGAAAGCAAGAACGGCCACCAGGCAGCUCGACCACGCGACACCGCUACCCACGUCAGCCGCUACCCACGUGCGCCGCCUGCUGCAUAGCCCGGCGCGCCCUAGCUGGCGGCGACGAGAAAGCAACGCGCGACCAACAAGGCUAGACGCAACAUAGUCGCAGCGGCGACCAUAGCACAAAACACACGAAGCCCCAAGAAAUCCGGCGGGGUCGUAAGCGUUUCCCGGAGCGCAUCAAUACAAACAAACAAAUAAGCGAACCAUUAUAUUAAUAAUAUAGUGCAAUCAUGUCAACACACAUGUUGAAAGCAAUAAACUCAAAUGGAGACAAAAGGAAAAGGAGAAGAGCAAUGUUCUGCAAGAC